AUUCCUGUCUUCUCUUGAAUAAUAUACUUUUUUUUUUUUACCAAUUUUACUCCCACAGAUGACCACAGUCGAGUGAAGUUAAGGCCUUUACCAGGAAAAGAUUCUAAGCACAGUGACUACAUUAAUGCAAACUAUGUUGACGGCUACAACAAAGCGAAAGCCUACGUGGCCACGCAGGGACCUCUCAAGUCAACAUUUGAAGAUUUCUGGAGGAUGGUUUGGGAGCAGAACACUGGAAUCAUCAUCAUGAUCACAAACCUUGUGGAGAAAGGAAGGAGAAAAUGUGACCAGUACUGGCCAACAGAGAACAGUGAGGAAUAUGGUAACAUUAUCGUCACACUGAAGAGCACAAAGGUUCACGCCUGCUACACUGUCCGUCGUUUUUCAGUGAGAAAUACUAAAGUGAAAAAGGGCCAGAAGGGAAACCCUAAAGGUCGCCAGAAUGAAAGAAUUGUGAUCCAGUAUCACUACACACAGUGGCCUGACAUGGGAGUGCCAGAAUACGCCCUCCCUGUGCUGACCUUCGUGAGGAGGUCAUCCGCAGCUAGGACACCAGACAUGGGGCCCGUGCUCGUCCACUGCAGUGCUGGAGUGGGCAGGACGGGCACCUACAUCGUCAUAGAUAGCAUGUUGCAGCAGAUCAAAGACAAAAGCACAGUUAACGUCCUGGGAUUCUUGAAACACAUCAGGACGCAGCGGAACUACCUCGUCCAGACAGAG
This is a messenger RNA of Gracilinanus agilis (Agile Gracile Mouse Opossum), 720 nucleotides long. Its product is annotated as receptor-type tyrosine-protein phosphatase gamma-like. The transcript is spliced from 5 exons. Gene Ontology annotation, biological process: protein dephosphorylation. Gene Ontology annotation, molecular function: protein tyrosine phosphatase activity. The record is from RefSeq and is a predicted model, not a curated record. NCBI's taxonomy places the organism in Eukaryota, Metazoa, Chordata, Mammalia, Didelphimorphia, Didelphidae. The annotation marks the transcript as partial.